AUGGCUCACAACAUCGACUUAGUCAGCCUGGUCCAAGAAGCUGUCAUCAUGAGAGAAUUCCAGCAUCCGAAUGUACUGGGUCUGAUUGGACUGGCGGAGAAAGAACCAGGAGUCCCAUACGUCAUACUGCCCUUUAUGGAGAACCAUGACCUCUUGACCUAUGUGCGUGACACUUCCGUGGUAUGUAUAAUGUGUUAAAUGUGUUUAAACUGUUUCCGAUUUUUAACACACGUAAUUCUUUGGGAACAUUUGAAAUUACAUUGUUAAAGAAAAAAAAUCUUAACAUCAUUUCUGAACAAUUAAAUGUGCCCAUAAUCUUUCUUAAUAUUAUUAAAUCUCUCUUUAGAGCUUCAAAUCUCUCUUAAUUACUUCAAAUCUGUCUUUAGUAAUUCAAAUCUCUCUUUGACACUUCAAAUCUUUUUGACACUUUAAAUCUCUCUUUAAUAUUUCCAAUCUCUCGUUGACACUUUAAAUAUCUCUUUCAUACUUCAAAUCUCUCUUUAGUACUUCAAAUCCUUUUUUGACACUUCAUAUCUCUCAUUUGAACUUCAAAUCUCUCCUUAGUUCUUCAAAUCUGUCUUUGACACUUCAAAUAUUACGUCUAUAUUUGUUAACAUUUACAUAUGGGAACAGUUCUUUUUGUCUGUAGAAAUAAUUGCAUAGGUUUUAAUGUAAAUGAUAACCGAUUGUGUCUUGACAUCAUAACAACUAAGUAUAUCGAAGAAACAUUUCAUUAAUUUGCCGUAAAAUCAAAGUAGACCGUGUUUUAAUAUAAUUAUCUAUUUCACAAUGUGUUAUUCUCCUCGUUUGCCUUAUAAUAAAGUACCUAAGGUUUGCGCAGCGCGAUCAAAUCAUCUUCAUACAACUGUCAGGGUGGCUUUGAUAACAUUGAUGUAGAACAUACUCAAUUACUUCUGAGUAUUUAUUUCUUGGCUAGCAAUUCAAUCACAUAAAUUUUGUCUGCUAACUAGACUCUAACCUUACAUGACGUUAUUAAAUAUGGAGCGGACAUAGCGAAUGGCAUGGCCUACCUCAGCCAACUCAGAUGUGUCCAUCGCGAUCUAUCAGCCAGGAAUUGUAUGUGAGUAUGUUAUACAGAUGACCACAAAAAGUUGUUGGUAUCUGGUUAUUGUAUGACAAAAUAAUUUAUCAAGUCGGUUGUUUUCAUUCAAUUACAUACAAGUUUCAGCAUUUGAUAGGAUCUAAGAUAAUGUGCCUGUUGUCAUUGGUACCAUCAUCUGCUGUAACCUGUGAGUAUAUGCAAAAAUCCAGCCCCUAGCUGGAGCUGGCAACUUUUUCGUGGUCAACCCUUUCGUCUAUUGGGUUGUUGUCGUUUUUAACAAAUGAUUUAACCAGAAUAUUAUUACCUUAGUUAUGCAAUUAAUGUGUCUGGUAGCGGUAACAUAAAAUGGCUGAUGUAGAUAACUGUUCGGUUAAUCAAGAAGAUUGUUCGUUUUAAAAAAUGUAUUCCUCAAUUGAUUAAAUAUAUUUCAAAUAGUUUUCUAAUAGUCCAUGUAAUACUUGGAAUUGGAGAAAAAUGUGUGUUUUAUCAUCCCACACGAGGAGGUAACAAUAUGUCGCACAAUUAUAACAAAUAUUUCAUCCAUUUCUUUUUAUUCUCUUGGUGAUUUAACUUAUAGGUGUACAUUUCUUAGUCAGUCUGUCAAACUAAUCCUUAUUUUUUAAAAAAGGACUAUGCAAAUUUAAAUAUGAAUGUAAUAGACGCUUAAGGGAAAGGUGAAAACCAGCUCAAACAAAUUUUCUACAGUCUUAUAUAUAAUAUUUUCAUUUCAUUAACAUUUCCAGGCUUGACCUCAAUCACCAAGUCAAGGUCGCUGAUUUUGGUCUAUGUCGGGAUGUCUAUGAAAGGGGCUACUACAAAUGUGACCAGAAGCAAAACCUGCCAAUACGAUGGAUGGCCAUUGAGAGUAUUGCAGUAGGAUCCUACAGUUCAAAGUCAGAUGUGGUGAGUCUUAGUCAAAUGUGGUGA
Molecule: messenger RNA, 1990 nt
Organism: Lymnaea stagnalis (great pond snail)
Lineage: Eukaryota; Metazoa; Mollusca; Gastropoda; Lymnaeidae
Source: the annotation of a GenBank genome assembly